GUGGUCGCCUUGCCUGGCGGCGUCGGGGGCGUGGAGGUCGAGAUCGCCGCCCCGCCGACGCUCGAGCAGGAGGAGGCCAGCGCCCCCGCUGUGCCGCGGCUGCGCAACCUGCUGCACUUCGAUGCGGAUCCGCACCACGAGCACAAGGUGUUGUCUGAUGUCUCGCUGUACCGGUGGAACGACGAAGAACGCUUGGUGAGCGAAGUCCACCAGUGCUAUGAGUGGCCCGUGUACGACGUGCUGAAAGUGUCCAGUGACGUCACCCAGACCCUGCCCCGCAACGGCUUCAGUGACAACGAAACGCCCCAGACGCCCAUUGCCGAGAUGUUCGGGUGCAGGACCUCCUACGAAGUUGUCUCCAAACUGUGCAGGGUGGUCGACGCGGAGCGGAUGUCGACUGCAUUCAGCGGCAUCGACGCUCCUGGGAUGGCCGCCGCCUUGAUCGGCCGGGCGCUCGUGUCCGUCAGCCGCGACAUCUACGCUGGCCAGGGCGGCCUUGCCAUCCCGCGGCCGAUGGUGAAGCACACUCACGCCAUCGAGUGGGACGCGGAAUGCCAGGCGGAGCUCCUCUCGUCCCACGUGCACUCCCCGUGCUGCUGCUUCCGGAACAUCAGGGAGUUCUAUGCAGGCAGCAUUCAACCGUGGGCUUGCAGGGUCGAAAAGCAGUGCAAGAACUCGAAGCGCGGUGUCAAGGGCGUCUACGAGGCCAUUGUCAAAGCU
Molecule: messenger RNA, 720 nt
Organism: Prorocentrum cordatum
Lineage: Eukaryota; Dinophyceae; Prorocentrales; Prorocentraceae
Source: the annotation of a GenBank genome assembly